AUGGCGAUUCGGAUACUCGGUGCGCUGGUCGUAUUUGUGUCUACCGCACUGGCAUUGAACAUUGAUGGAAAGGUGACCUGCCCGCCUGGCUUCAAAGUACACAAAACCGACGUCACGCUACAUAAAGUGUCGAGCCCAAAAGAUAUCCUCUACCAACACUCCACCUCCAACAACAACGAAUUUUGCAUCAGCACUCAGCCGAUCGACGUCAAGCGCGGCGAGCGAUUGGUUUUGAAUAUUGACUACACGUGUCGACAUCUUCUAAAGGUGUGCUCAUACGCCGAUUCGGCCAAAGUCCCGAUCCUGCUAAAAUCAGAGCCGUUCACGCCCCGCUUCGCGGCCAGCGACGACAAGAAGAUCCGAUGCGGUCGCAUGCGGUUCGAUCCUGAUGAAAUCGAAAACAAACACUUUAUCUUUGUGCACCCG
Molecule: messenger RNA, 426 nt
Organism: Mesorhabditis spiculigera
Lineage: Eukaryota; Metazoa; Nematoda; Chromadorea; Rhabditida; Rhabditidae
Source: the annotation of a GenBank genome assembly